GCGAUGUGUUUAUACGCGAGUGCUUUCAGUGGCUUCAGUUUAUAAUUUCAGUUGAACGUCAUUUUUCGCAUUAUGUGAACUUCGAUAAUUAAACAAAUCUGCUUUUCUUCAUUAAUCAAGCAUUACCAAGAUGUUUCCGCAGAGCUCGCAAAAGAAGUAUUGGAUGUUCAGCGAUGAAAAUGAUUUGACUAUGUUGAGAGAAAAAAACAAUGCUGUAUUUAUUGAGAAACAUGGAACUAACAUGACUCCAGAACAACGGGAGGAACAUUUUCUUUCAAACACAGAGGAACGUACAUUACUACGUUUCUAUGAAUUACAAUUAAGAGAUUUCUGUCGUCGAUUUAAUCCACCAAUGCCUCGCGCUACUAUAGCCACUGCCUUACAUUAUUUUAAAAGAUUCUACAUUAAGAACAGUGUGAUGGAUUAUCAUCCGAAAGAAAUCUUGGUUACUUGCGUUUAUCUAGCAUGCAAAGUCGAAGAAUUUAAUGUCUCCAUAUCUCAAUUUGUAGCAAAUAUUAAAGGAGAUAGGGAUAAAGCGUCUGAUAUAAUACUUAAUAAUGAAUUGCUUCUCAUGCAACAUUUAAAUUAUAAUCUUACAAUUCAUAAUCCUUUUAGACCUGUGGAAGGACUUAUGAUUGAUAUAAAGACAAGGUACACAUCUUUGGAAAAUCCUGAGAAAUUAAGGCCAUAUAUAGAUGAAUUCUUAGAAAGAGUUUUCCUCACAGAUAGUGUUCUUCUUUAUGCUCCAAGUCAAGUUGCAUUGGCUGCAACUUUGCAUGCAGCAUCUAGAGCUUCUGCAAACUUAGAUAAUUAUGUUACUGAUAUACUUUUCUCAAGAGAGCAAUUGGGAGGGAUUAUAGAGGCCGUGCGAAAAAUACGUUCAAUGGCUAAAUGCGUUGAAUCUCCAUCGCGAGAAGUGAUAAAAGCUUUGGAGAAAAAAUUGGAUAAAUGCAGAAAUCAGGAAAAUAAUCCUGAUAGUGAAAUAUAUAAGCAGAGAAUGCAGGAAAUGCUAGAUGAAGAGGAUUUACAGGAUAAUGAAAAAUAUGCAAAAAUUAUUCAGGAUCAGGCAGCCUAUGAUGAUAAAAUACUGGGAGUUAAUAAAAUCUUAUCUCCCUCUGUUUUAGGAUGAUAUAUAUAUACAUUUUACAUAAUGAUAAGAAAUUAUGUUGCAGUAUAUAUAACUUUACAACCCAUAUAUAUUCCUCAAAUAAUUUAUAGCUUUUUUUUUUUUUUUCCCAUAAAAUCUCAUAUAAAUAUCGUACAUGUA
Messenger RNA from Cataglyphis hispanica, 1267 nucleotides. RefSeq names its product cyclin-H (gene CycH). Gene Ontology annotation, cellular component: nucleus; transcription factor TFIIK complex. Gene Ontology annotation, biological process: DNA-templated transcription; regulation of cyclin-dependent protein serine/threonine kinase activity; regulation of transcription by RNA polymerase II. Gene Ontology annotation, molecular function: cyclin-dependent protein serine/threonine kinase regulator activity. NCBI's taxonomy places the organism in Eukaryota, Metazoa, Arthropoda, Insecta, Hymenoptera, Formicidae. The transcript is spliced from 6 exons. The record is from RefSeq and is a predicted model, not a curated record. Bases 131 to 1129 code for a protein of 332 amino acids.